AUGGGCUGCUGUGGCUGUGGAAGUUGUGGUGGCUGCGGAGGCUGCGGUGGUUGCGGUGGCUGCAGCAGUGGCUGCGGUGGCUGCGGUGGUGGCUGUGGCGGCUGCAACAGCUGCACCAGCUGCAGAUGCUACCGGGUGGGCUGCUGCUCCGGCUGCUGCCCCUGCUGCUGUGGCUGCUGUGGGGGCUGCUGCAGCACCCCCGUGGUCUGCUGCUACCGCCGCACCUGCAGCUGCAACGCGUGUGGCUGUGGCUGUGGCUGUGGGAAGGGCUGUUGCCAGCAGAAGAGCUGCUGCCAGCAGAAGCACUGCUGCAAGAAGCAGUGCUGCUGCUAG
Molecule: messenger RNA, 333 nt
Organism: Phacochoerus africanus (Common warthog)
Lineage: Eukaryota; Metazoa; Chordata; Mammalia; Artiodactyla; Suidae
Product: small cysteine and glycine repeat-containing protein 6-like
Exons: 1
Coding region: 1-333 (110 amino acids)
Source: RefSeq, a predicted model, not a curated record